Molecule: messenger RNA, 565 nt
Organism: Glycine soja
Lineage: Eukaryota; Viridiplantae; Streptophyta; Magnoliopsida; Fabales; Fabaceae
Exons: 1
Coding region: 99-368 (89 amino acids)
Source: RefSeq, a predicted model, not a curated record
CUCACAUAUAUAUAGAAAUAAACAAGUCAUACAUCCCACACAUCAAAAAACACAUACCAAUAUUCAUUGAGAUUCAUCAAAAGCUACAACAAUUAAACAUGAGUGCAGCCACCAGAGCUUGGAUUGUGGCAUCAAGCAUUGGAGCAGUGGAAGCAUUGAAGGAUCAAUUGGGGGUGUGCAGGUGGAACCAUGCAUUGAGGUCACUCCAGCAGCAUGCCAAGAGCAACAUCAGAUCCUACACUCAGGCCAAGAACCUGUCUUCUGCUACUUCUGCUGCUGUUUCCAAUAAGGUCAAGAGGACCAAGGAAGAGUCCAUGAGGAAAAUCAUGGACUUGAGCUGUUGGGGUCCCAAUACUUCAAGGUUUUAGUUUGGGGACUGUUGUAACUGCAUUGAUCAUUGUGCUGCAAGUUUGAUGACGAUAUACUACUUUGUAGCCUUUUGUGAUGGCAUGGCACCCCUUAACCUUAUGCAUCUCUUUGAUUCAUAAUUAAAAAAUUUUGUCUAUGAAAAUGGUAAAUGUUUGAUCCAAUGAAAACAUAAUUGAGGUCUAUUUUUUAGUUUUUA